Rattus norvegicus (Norway rat) is the source of this 17736-nucleotide messenger RNA. It is a transcript of the gene Cul5, whose product is annotated as cullin 5. NCBI's taxonomy places the organism in Eukaryota, Metazoa, Chordata, Mammalia, Rodentia, Muridae. Gene Ontology annotation, cellular component: nucleus; cullin-RING ubiquitin ligase complex. Gene Ontology annotation, molecular function: ubiquitin protein ligase binding. Gene Ontology annotation, biological process: ubiquitin-dependent protein catabolic process; signal transduction; protein ubiquitination. The record is from RefSeq and is a predicted model, not a curated record.
UUUUUUUUUUUUGGAGCUGGGGACUGAACCCAGGGCCUUUCGCUCGCUAGGCAAGCGCUCUACUGCUGAGCUAAAUUUCCAACCCCAGCAGUCAGUACUCUUAACCACUGAGCCAUCUCUCCAGCUCAAAAUAAAUCUUUUUUAAAAAAGAAGAAAUUGAGUUCUCUGUGGUUAAAACAAAAUCUUUUAAAUCCCAUUAGUAAAAUUACUUUCAUUUGGCUUAUUCUUAUUUUUGAAACCUUUGAGAAUUUAAAAACAAUUUUCAUAUUCUUUUUCUUUUCUUUUCCUUUCCUUUUCUUUUAUCUUUUCUUUUCCUGCCCCCUCCCCCCCGCCCUUCAAGACAGUGUUUCUCUGUGUAACAGCCCUGGCUGUCCUAGACUGGCUUUGAAGACCAGGUUGGCCUUGAACUCCUGGAGAUCUGCCACUAUACUCUGCUCUAUCUUUUGUUUUUCUAUUUGCUAAUUAGACUAGCUAAACUUGUUUGAAGUUUUCUGGUAAGAAAAAGUAGAUAAUUAGUUAUGCAAUUGUGUAUAAGAAAACAAGCAUUAGAGAUGCUGGGAAGUCAGGUACUUCUUUACUCCUAGCACUUGGGAACUUGAAUCAAACAAUUACACAAUUACAGGACAAUCAGAACUAUGCAGAGAGGCGCUGUCUCAACACCCACCCUACCCAGCAAAACAAGAAGUACUUGCCUUGUGUUUCUUUGAAUUUGUCCUCUUCCUGGAUCCAGUCCGGGUGAGACAGCAGCUCUUGUCAUUGAAGUUAAUUGUUAUACCACAAUUGUUACAGCUGAAAUAGCAUUUGGAACAUUCUCCAUCUCAAUUGCUGUAAGCAGACCCGUGGCCACUAGGGGAACCAGAGUGCCAGGUUGAAGAACAGCCCUAAGAUUCUUGACUUGUCUGUAGCUACUUGAGAUGGAGUAAACCCGAAAGGGACAAUGAACCAAAGGGGUCUAGAGGGUAAAUAAACAGAAACAUCAGAAAAUCCAGGACAAUCUCCAGGUUUAUCACUCCUCUCCUAACAGAAGAGUUGUGGGAAAAUUCUGCUAAUUAAGGUCAAAGUCUAUCAUUGACCAGAUAGCUUUCUGAGCUCAGCAAAAAUAACAGGACUCCAUCCCCUUCUCUGACCUUGUCUAAGGAGUUUAAUCUCGCCUCCCCCAUCUCUACCUGCAGAAUAUCGCCUAGCCUCAGAAUAUAGGUUCAACUUCCUUUCUCAUACAGAACCUCUUCUGCUACCCAGUGAGAUUCCUGAAAUGCUUGAAAUGCUUUCCCAUGCUAAUGGGGCAGGCAUUUCAAUACCCUAAGCCCAUUCUGGAUGUUCCCCCAAUAUAAGCGUUGAAUCAUUCCAGGUAAAGUUGAUCUGCCUCCCUGCAGCUGGUCCUGGUGUGUUAACGAACAUAUUCACAGGGUUUCUGAACCCCUCACUUUCCUCCUCUGUGCUCCUUUUGCCCUUGUGGACACCGAUGAUCCUGAAGGCAGGGAUCCUCUCAGAGAGUUGGGAGAUAUCUGGAGAAUGAGGCAGGAGCUGGCCAUCUUUAGAGAAGAGGCCUAGAGGAGCUAGUUUUGGGUGAGGCAGCCUCAGGGAAGAAGGGAAGAAUUAGGUUUGGAAGAGAAGAAUUUGCUCUUCAAGGUAAGAUUCACAUCUAGAGCCCUUUGUCUCUUUCUUCGAUAUUUUUCUCCUGAAACCAUCCUUCAGUCAGAAUAGGCAUCCAGUCACAAACUGGAGCCCCAAUUCUGUCAAUCACCCACACUCUGCUGGAAGAUAAUUAGCCUCCAAGAAAGUUCAAAGGCUGCCAAGUUGGUAAACACGAAAGGUCAGGUGAAAUAUGUUUGUUCCAAAAACCAUACAAUGGUCAGUGGGUUUCAGGUUGUGAUACUCUGGUUAUCUGUUUUUGUAAUAUUUGGAACCUUUAAACAUUUUUCUAAUAUUUCAGCAUUUGAAGAUUGCUUCCCUCAUAAAUAUUAUUGGUUAACAUUAGUUCAUGAAGAGCCAUGAAAGAAUUGCUGACUAUCCAACAGUUACUUUUUAGCCACAAAGUAAGUGGUCAGCUCCACGUUAACAUCCACUAUCCCUGGGCCCUAGCCAUCCUCCAGCACAGGUAAGACAAAAUGCCCAACUUGUAAUGUCCAUAGCCUUAUGCCACUUUCCAAAGGAGAUGAGGUUUCCCUCAGAACAUUGGAAAGCAUCUCCCUUCAAUACCAUCUCCCAUGCUCCACUCCUACGGCUGGUAUCUGCAAACUAAGUGGAGUCUGGUUAUCUCCAUAGCACUGCUCUAUGUCUUUUUAGCACCAAGCUUAAAGUUGUUCCUGGGACCUCUUUGCUCUCCAGUACCACUUUCAGAUCAUAUUAUCUUUCCCUCUUCUGGUAAAAAACAAAAAUAAAACUAUUUUGUAUUAGCACUCUAAGCUCCACCCCCACAGUUACCUGGCAACAGCCAGACAUGCUUGACACUAUAAAAGGGGUUGCUUGCCCUCUUCUCACUCUCUUGCUCUUGCUCUUGUCCCUUUGUCCCUUCUUUCUCCAUUCCCCUUCCCCCUUCUUUCCACAUGCUCAUGGCCGGCCUCUACUCCUCUCCCCCCCACCCCCUCUCAAUCUCUCUGCCCUACUGCCCUCUUAACUCCCCUCUCCAUGCCCUAAAUAAACUCUAUUCUAUAUUAUACUGAAAGAGCGUAAACGGGGAGCCGCGUCUCUCACUCCAAUCGUGGGAUGGGGUGCCCCAAGGAAUCACGAGUAGCCAUCUUGAUGUAACAGCAGGAGGUAGCUUUUAUUAACGAGAUCCCUAUUAGCAGGAUCCCGGGUUGAUAGGUAUCCCAUACAGGAGACAGAGGAAUUGACCCCGAGCUUCCAAACUCGGGGGGUUAUAUAGGGGCAUUCGCGCGGUUACACAUGAUUGGUCAAUUCAAAUGGUGCACAGUUACCUUCGGCGCGAAAUUACAUCAGCAAGGAGUACGUGCUCUCUAGCAGCUCUGCAGGCAGGCAGGGUGGCUCAUCUCACUCAGGGGGGUGAAGGAAGGGGAGGGGGUGGCUACAGAUGGUCAAUGUCCUUGGGGCUGAUAGCUGGUCCGGCAGGUCCUAUCUCUAACACCCUCUCAGGCAUGUCCUAACUUUUUGAAAUUUUAAUUCUUCAAUACCAUAGUGUGGCUGGUCCCUCAGGGGUAAGAGAUGCCUCAACAUUGACCCACUGAGGCACCCCUUUUCCCCAGAUCCCCAUACAACACAAUCCCCCUGUGUCUGUACUUUAAGUUUUUUUUUUUGUUGUUGUUGUUUUUUUGGUUCUUUUUUUCAGAGCCGGGGACCGAACCCAGGGCCUUGCGCUUCCUAGGCAAGCGCUCUACCACUGAGCUAAAUCCCCGACCCCGUCUCUGUACUUUAAAAUACAACAUUAGAGGGGCUGGAGAGAUGGCUCAGUGGUUAAGAGCACCGACUGCUCUUCCUGAGGUCCUGCGUUCAAAUCCCAGCAACCACAUGGUGGCUCACAACCAUCUGUAAUGAGAUCUGAUGCCCUCUUCUGGUGCAUCUGAAGGCAGCUACAGUGUACUCAUAUACAAUAAAAUAAAAUCUUAAAAAAAUAAAUUUAUUAAAACAAAAAAAAUACGUUAGUCAACACAUCAUUUUGUUUGGUUUGGGAUGAGGUUUUCCUAUGUAGCUCAGACUGAUAGCCCUGCCUCAACCCUGGGAUCCUUCUGCCUCAGUUUCCCAAGUGAUAAGAUUAUAGGCAUGUGUCAUCACACCUAGAUCAAUGCUCAUCAUUGUCUCUUAAAAAAACCUUGUUUUUCAGUUUCCCCUUGAUCUUGUGCAUGUGGGAUAACUAUCCAGGAACUCCUAUUUCACCAUCAUGUACAGGCCCUUCUAGAUCAUUUGUAUUCAUUCCUAAUGGAAUUAGGUGCAGACACCAUUAUCAUUGUCUCUAACAAAUUCCACGUUAUGAUAAUUCUUAAUGACUUCAAUAUCUGUGUAGUUAGGUCACCAAUGUGCUAAGGUUUCAAUAGAUUUUUUUCUUGCUGAGGUCGGUAUGUGUGUGUGUAAUGUGGGUGCAGGGUGCCAUUGUGCUUCUGUGGAGGUCAGAGGACAGCCUUGACAGCCGUCUUCUCCUUCCACCUUGCUUGCCGCAGGCCUGUCUUGUUUAGCUCGUGUGCUUCCCACUCCAGGCUAGCUGGCCUUGGACCUGUUUGCUCAAGAAGCAGUAGUAUUACAGACAUGUAUUAUCAUGUCCAACUUUUAUGUAGGUUCCAGGGAUCCAAACUUAGGUGAUCAGGCUUCUGUGACAAAAGCUUUUAGCUACUCAGUUGUCUUCCCAGUAAAAGGGUUUGGUUUUUUUGUCUGUUUGUUUUUGUUUUGUCUUGUUUUCCUUUUAAGGUAGUGUUUGAGACAAGAGGUUUAUGUACAAGUGGUGUAUUUGGGAGCUAAGUCAGGUGGCAGGAGCAAAGGAGUAGACGAGUAAGUUAGGGAGGAAGAGUUAGUGCCCUUAGAGGUGAGCUACAAAGGUCAGUAUCAUGAACAAAAAGAACCAAACCUGGUGGGUACUCUGGUAAUCAUUCUGAGAAUUCCACAGAAUUGUAUACCAAAGACUAGGGACUGGGGCAUUAUCCACUGGCUUGUUACCCUACUGUUUGAGGAUUGGUCCUGAAAAUAUUUGCUUCCUUAGGCUUUACUGAACUUGUCUGUGACACUUGUGUGAUUCUGGAUCUUUAGAGAAAAUCCUGAAAUUGAAGUGCAAAGAAGUGUGCCUGUCAGGUGGGAUUUUGUCACAGGGAAUUUGAUCACAUAAAAUGUUUACCACAGUGGCUGUUGAAAUUAGAAUUAGGCCUACCCCAUAUGACUGGCCAACAAAGUAUCUGGAUGCCUGGCUUUUCAGUUCCCAGAUCUGUUGUUCAGUGUCCUCCCCCUUGAUUAUAGCUUAGCCUUUGGCACUACAAUGGUUAUUACUACUAACAGCCUACAUCCCUCUCACCCUCCAAUGGUUGUCUCCUGUCUUUCCAGCUGGACUUCUCUCAUUUCAACAACCCUUAGGUCUGCCAAGAACCACCCUCGGCUUAGAGAGGGAUUCUGAGAGAAGGGGUGUCUGGGAGUGGAGAAAACAAACAACUUGAAGUCAAAUCAUGGUCCAAAUCGGAGGCCUACAUUCUGCUCAAGACAGCUUUCCAGGUUGCUUUUUCUCUUUCUGAUUUCUCUGGGGUCUCCAGACAGCUCUCCGUUGUUAUUCUAAAAUCUUCUCUGGAUAGCUCUUCUCUUGCAGGUCCUAAGUCCAGUCUUUUAUUUUACAUAUCCAUCCAGUCCUUUACUCAGGUUUCCUUUGAAUCAGCAUCCAUGACCCAUCCCCUUGACUCUUAAGAGACAGCAAGCACACUUUCUUUGGUUUUUUUAACAUGGCAAAAGAAUUCAGAGGUCUGUUUGCCUUUGUUAAACACAGACAAUAUGGUUGAAGAGGUGGCUCAGGAGUUAAGAGCACUGACUGCUCUUUCAGAGGCCCUGAGUUCAAUUCCCAACAACCACAUGCCCACAACCAUCUAUAAUGGGAUCCAAUGCCCUCUUCUGGUGUAUCUGAAGACAGAGACAAUGUACUCACAUACAUUAAAUAAAAAAUUAAAUUAAAAAUUAAAGUUCUGGCAAAAUAGUUGCAGGAUGGCAUGUAUGGCUGCCCAGGAAUCAUGGUGCAUGUGUGUAGUCCUUUUACUCUCCCACCACUGAACAUAGUAAUGUGCUAUCUUCUUUUCUCCUUUCUGCAUAAAAUUUCACCUCAUCCUAUGAACUGAUGAUGUUGACUUCAAGGAAGGAAAGCAAUCAACAGAAUCUUCAGCCUGUGUUAGAUGACCCAGUGGUUAAGAGCACUGUCUAUUCUUCUAGAGAUCCUGAGUUCAAAUCCCAGCAACCACGUGGUGGCUCACAACCAUCUGUAAUGAGAUCUGAUGCUCUCUUCUGGUGUGCAUGAAGACAGCAACAGUGUACUUAUAUAUAAUAAAUAAAUCUUAAAAAAAAAAAAAAGGACCUUCAGCCUGCCUUGCUGUCUGUCUUCUGCAUUGCCAGGUGCUUCCAAGGUAGUGUUUCUGUCUUCCUCUCUUACUGAAUGUGAGUAAGAAAGUAAGGUCAUGAUCCAAAUGCUGGCUGGAGAGAGAGUACUUGCUGUUCUUGCAGGAGACCCGGGUUCAGUUCCUAACACUCACAUGGAGGCCCCCAAACAUCUGGAAUUCCAGUUCUAGGGGAUCUGACACCCUUUUCUGGUCUCCACAGGCACUGCAUAGACAUGGUGCACAGAUGUACAUACAUACAGGGUCUCUCUAUGUAGUUCUGUCUAUCCAGGAACUGCUAGGUAGAUCAGUCUAGCCUCAAACUACUCAAAGAUCUUCCUUCCUUGCCUUCUAAGUGCUGGGAUAAAAGGCAUACACUACCAUAGCUAGCUUACAUUUUUUAAAGAACAAAACAAACAUAAGAGAAGGGCUCAGCUGUUAAAAGCACUGGCUGCUCUUGCAGACUACCUAGGCUCAAUUCCCAGCACCUAUAUGGUGUCUAAUAACCAUCUGUAACUCUGGUUCCAGGAGAUCCAAUGCCCUCUUUUGACCUUUGGCUGGGUGGUGGCAGAAUAUGCCUUUAAUCCCAGCACCCCACACGAAUCUCUGAGUUCAAGGUCAGCCAGAUGUAUAGUUUGAGUUCCAGGUCAAGACUACACAGAGAAACCCUGUCUUGAAUAACCAAACCAACCAACCAACCAACCAAACAAACAAACAACAAGCCAAACAAAAGAGAGAAAUCCACAUGUGUGGCUGUGAGCAGUGGCAUAUCUGUGGUCCCAGUAUUAGGAAGGCUGAGAAAGAGAAGAGAACCCCAGUCUUCCUUGGGCUUGAGCCAAGUCAAGCAGCCAAGCCUGCCCUAGAGACCAUCAGUUGAGGAGAUGUAUAGUGGCCCAUCAGUAACAAAGCAGUGGCACCUCAGCAAGAGGAGGCUGAAGGACUCAUGGAAAAUUACUGUAGAUUAUGGAGGGCUGGAUGGGGUAGGAUCUAUCAUGCCAUUGUAGUCAACCCACCCCAGUUCCUUUUCAAAUCACUGUGACAAAACAGCCAAACAAAAGCAAAUCAAGGAAUGGUUAUUUUGACUCACAGUUCAAAGUACAACCCACCAUCAUAGUAAGUAAAUGAAAAUGAGGACAUGACCACUCCUACUUAUGGCUGAGGUUUUUAUAUAGAUAUGUGAGAGAAGACAGCCAGAGGCAUCUGGCAGAGUCUAGACUGAGCAUGGACAACAGACUGAACUUAGCUAUUAGAGGAGAGGGAAGGGGAGGGGAGGGGAGGGGAGAGGAAGAGAAGAGAGGGAAGAGGAGGCCAAAGUGACCAAGAGAGUGCAUUGGAACCAAGAGACCUAGAGUGCUUAUAGCUAAAAUGGCUCUUACAUAGGGAUCAGAAGCUUUGGGAAGGGAAGUCCAGCUACUGGGCUGGAGAGGUUUAGGUUGGAGGAGGGGAGCUUGGAUGAGUCACAUUACUACCUGAGAAUUAUCCCUAGGUUUCUCUGAGAUCGAACAGUAAGAAAGGCAAGAUGGCUGCCAGAGUGCAAAACAGAUGGUCACACUGGAAGGAAAGAGCAACAAAUCCUACUUUUUUCUCCCUUCCUUUUUCUUCAGGGUAGGAUCCCCAGUUAGUGUGGAUCUCCUCAUGACAAUUAACCUAAUCUAGAAAAUCCCUCACAGAUAAGCCAGGGUUUGUUUUCAUAGUGAUUCUAAAUGCUGUCAAGCAAAAUUAACUGUCACACUAACCUUGUUGUCUGGGUUUGUUUGUUUUGUGACUGGGCUUACUUAGCCCAGGUUGGUCUAGAACUCGCUAUGUAGCUGAGGAUGACCCUGAGUUUCUGCCCUUCUGAUCCUCCUAAGUGCUAGGACUAGGUCGGCAGCACCUCUCUGCCUGUUUUAUGUGCAUGUUGAGCAAGGACUCUGCCAAAUGAGUUAUGCCCUUUGGACAGAAUUAAUAUAAACCAUAGGAUUGUUUCAGACUGUACUGACACUGCAGUCACAGUCAGGACGGGUUAGGGCCAAAUAUCCAAGGUCAAGGGUGGGCUUCCUCCCCAUGAGUUGUUGGACAGGGAGGUCCCCUCAAGGAUCUCCCCAACCAAACCUUAAGGCUGUUUUAAGUCCUUGUUUAUGGUAUUUAUCAGCCUGAGAAUGAGCACAGAACUCCCUCCUAGUUUUCAUACCUCAAUGCAAUAUGCAGGCUGCUGGGGAAGGAUUGUCUUAGCAACAAGAGUCUUGCUUGGUAUGGCUUUUUUUGUUUGUAUGUUUGUUUUUUUGAAAUAGGGUUUCUUUGUGUAGCCCUGGCUAUGCUGGAACUCUCACUGUAGACCAGGUUUGCCUCAAACCUUGCCUCUGCCUCCCAAGUUCUGGAAUUAAAAGGGUGUGCUACCACGGCCCAGCCCUUGAUAAGGAUUUUUUUUUAAAAGAAUUAUUUAUGUAUGUGAGUACACUGUAGCUGUCAACAGACAACAGAGGAGGGCAUCGGAUGCCAUUACAGAUGGCUGUGAGCUACCAUGUGGUUGCUGGGAAUUGAACUCAGGACCUCUGGAAGAGCAGUCAGUGCUCUUAACUGCUGAGCCAUCUCUCCAGCCCUGAUAAGGGUCUUACACUGAGAAAUGAUACUCAUUCCUUGGUGCACAGUGGCAUGACUGUUGGGAGUGUAAACAACUAAUUUUAGGAUUGGACUUUGGGUCUGUUCCACAAGAGAAAACUUACACACAGUGCUGUAAACCGGGACAAAAAGCCAGUGGCUGGGGAGGUCUUAGGCCUCAGUGGAGAAGCAACUGCUACUUCACUGUUAAGUGGGUAUUGUGUGCCUAGUAAAUUGCCUUUUAAACAUUUGUGAUUAUACACAUAAUUACUGCCGCUGUCAGCUUAGGCUAUCCUGGAGGGAUUUUUUUUCCCUCAGUGUACUGCAGAGACUCAUUAACCAGUUAGUUGGCCUCCUGAGAAGAACUGUUGCUGUGGCAGUGGCUAGGUGCUCAGCUUCCCAGAGAAGAAAACAGUCAGGCACCCACAGUGCUCCCCCAAACUGCAUAAGCUCAGAGAGCAUCACAGAAGUGAGGAUGGAAAGGACAUAAGCCAGAGGAAGGGAGGGCGGGUUGUGUAGCUACUUCUUUACUGAAACGUUUCUUCCUAAAGGGAGGAGGGAGGUUAACGAGACUCAGGAAGCAAAUCUUAAAGCUCAAAGGUUAAAAACUGUUUUGACUAGUGUUCUCUUGGUAAUUGUGUUACCCAAAAAACCUGUUUGCAAUGUUCCACACGUAGGCUGAAGAAAGCCUGCCCCCAGCUGGCUCUGAUUGGUAAUAAAGAACUUCUAUACAGCCAAUGGCUGGGCAGAGGGUCACAAGACCUUGAGUUUUGAAAGGGGUAGGAACCAGACAAGAUGAAAAGAAAGAGGACAGAAUGUAAGAGCAACCAGAGAACAGGGCCAGACUGCCUCGUAAGUAUCUGAGUGAGUGGCCACCGGCUGCCUUGGUAGCACGGGAAGGGUUAGGAGUUUCAGGAGUACCAGAGGGGAGUGUUUGCUAGCAGGGGAAGGUUUAGGAAUGCUCAGCCUUUGAGCUAGUCACAGCAUGUCAAAAUUAACUGACGUACAUGUGUGUUGUGUGGGUAUCUCUCUGUGUAUAUCUAUGUGAAUACAGAGGCCCUCGGAGGCCAGAAGCAUGAGAUCCCCACAGAACUGGCGUUAUGGUUGUGAACCACCAAAUGUGGGUGUUGGGAACAGAACUCAGGGACCUUCUCAGACAGCAGGUAUGUUCUUUGCCCCAGAGUCAUCUCUCCGGACUAUUCCCCUUCUAUUUUUGCAUCCUUUGUUUUGUUUCCUUCUUCACUGUUCUCUUCAUGAAGUUUAAUUAAUACUUAAGGUUUCCACUAUGAGUGAUAGAUUCCAGCAUUCAGUAUAUUAAUCUAUUAAAAGGCAUGGAAUCAGCUGGCACACUCUGUAAUCCCAGCGCUCAGAGGCAGAGGCAGGCAGAUCUCUGAGUUCAGGGCAGCCUUUUUAAAGAGCGAGUUCCAGGACAGCUACACGGAGAAACUUCUGUCUCAAAAAACAACAGAACAAAACCAAAAAUGUAUAGAAUCAUGUCUUACAUAUAGUAAGAAUUAUACACUUUACCUCUAAUUACACUGUCUAUAUGUAUAAAUUAUACACUGUUUUUAUAUCAAUGUCAUAUUUAAUCUUUUUUAAAGAUUUAUUAUUUUAUGUAUAUGAGUACAUUGUCACUCUCUUCAGACACAUGAGAAGAGGGCAUCAGAUCUCAUUAUAGAUGGUUGUGAGCCACUAUGUAGUUGCUGGGAAUUGAACACAGGACCUCUGGAAAAGAGUAGUCAAUGCUUUUAACCAUUGAGCAAUCUCUCCAGACUGUCAUAUUUAGUCUUUAACUUUUUAGAAUUUUAUGUGGAUGAAUUUUUGCCAGCAUGUAGAUUUGCACACCAAGUGUAUGCCUGAUGCCUAUACACAGAGCCCCCUAAGUGCCAGAGUACCAGUGCUCUAAAACUGGGCCAUUUCGCCAGUCUUUAUAUUUAAUUUUUGCAAAAGCGCUGUGAUUUAGAUGUUUUAAUACUAAUUUCACCAACAAGAGAACUAAGGCUCAUUGUGGUCAAGUAAAGCAUUCAAGGUCUGAGAAGUAGAUCUUAACUCAUUUUAAGCAUUGUGUGGCGCUAAUUGGUCUGGAAGUCAGAGUGCUGAAAUUAAAGGUAUGUUCCACCACACCCUGCCCGAAGCAGAGAUAAGGAAAUUUUGGCCAUUUCGGAGGGGAGCACAUACCUAUAAUUCUACCAGUCAUUCUGGAGGCAGAGAAAGGCAGAUCUCUGUGAGUUCUAGGUCAACCUGGUCUACAUAGAGAAUUCUUGGCCUUCCAAGAAUAACAUAGAAAGACCGCUUCAAACAAAGCUACCUGGAAUGCUUGGGGCAAAAGGAGAUUUCAGGCUUAAUAUAUGAAAUAAAAUCCUUCAGAGUAGAGCCUGAAAGUCUGCUUUUCUAAUUAGCACCUCAGAUUAAGAUGAACAAUGUAUUAGCAAUGUUUGAGAAGCUUUUGGUUUUUUUGUAGCCCUGGCUGUCCUGGAGCUUGCUCUGUAGAUCAGGUUGCCCUCAAUCUUACAGAGAUCCUCCUGCCUCUGCUUUGAGUACUGGGAUUAAAAUUGUGGAACAGUGAGAGAUGAGUUUCAAAGAAACAAGUUUGACACCAGGUGGUGGUUUCCCACACCUUUAAUUCCAGCACUUGGGAGCCGAGGCACCUCCAGUAUAGCCAGGGCUAUAUAGAGAAAUUCUGUCAAAAACCAACCAACCAAAGAAACAAACAAACAAAACCCAAAAAGAACAGUGCUAGGAACUUGCGUAAUGCAUUAAAUUACAGCUAAACGGAGAUAACCCUGUAUAAAUUAUAUUGUCUUCCCUUGAUCAGAGAUUUGUGAUCUGAAGCGAUGCAAUUUGGAGAAAAUACUGUAGGGUGCUCUAGGAUAUGUCUUAAGGAGUCCAAGAUUAAUAAUCACUUCUUGAACAAGCCGGGCAUUCUUUUUUUAGCGGAAUAACAGCAGGUUUGUGCAUCAGUCACCAAACAAAUAAUAUACCGGGCGCCUUCUCCAUGUCAGCAUUUGCGGAGGACAGCAGUAAAAAGCCUUCCAGGCUAAUCUAAUCCAGAGCUCUGAAUAGCAAUCCCGAUCUGGGGCGAGCGCGUGAGGGCUGCUCCGGCUCCAGCCAGCAGAGGGCGCACUCCCACCCUCCGCGCGGCCUCGGGACCCAGUGGCUUGCUAUCGCCUGGGUUGCUCCCGAGCACGCCCCCGCCCGCCGCGUCACGUGACACCGCCACGGAACCUGAGGUGCGGGCCCUAAGCCGAGCUAAAGUCGUUGCUGGCGGCCGGGGCGGGUGCAACCCCAGAGGCAGAACCGAAGACGAGUUGGGGAGGCCCGGGGAAGUCGAUACUACCUCUUCCCGGUCAGGUCGGCUCCCUGUCCCUUCCCACCAUUCGCCGCUCGCGUCUCUUUAAGCGUUUGCAUGCGCUCUCUCGCGUGGGCAGGCCGGGGUGACCAUGUAGCGGGAAAGCCCGAGGAAGCACGGGUGCCUGGGACGAGCUCAGCGCUGACGGCACGCCGCUCCGGCGUCCCCUGCAUCCCUCGCUGCGGCCUGCGGGGUCCUGCUGGGAACCCCGGCCUCUCGAGGAGGCCUGGCCCCGAGAGCCGCCAAGUCUCGCCGCGUCUCGCGAGAGUCCAAGUUGAGAACAUGGCGACGUCUAAUCUGUUAAAGAAUAAAGGUUCUCUCCAGUUUGAAGACAAGUGGGAUUUCAUGCGUCCAAUUGUUUUGAAGCUUUUACGCCAGGAAUCUGUAACAAAGCAGCAGUGGUUUGAUCUGUUUUCGGAUGUACAUGCUGUCUGUCUCUGGGAUGAUAAAGGCUCAUCAAAAAUUCAUCAGGCUUUAAAAGAAGAUAUCCUUGAAUUUAUUAAGCAAGCACAGGCACGCGUACUGAGCCAUCAAGAUGACACAGCUUUGCUAAAGGCAUAUAUUGUUGAAUGGCGAAAAUUCUUCACCCAGUGCGAUAUUUUACCAAAACCUUUUUGUCAACUAGAGGUGACUUUAUUGGGUAAACAAAGCAGCAAUAAAAAAUCAAAUAUGGAAGACAGUAUUGUUCGAAAGCUCAUGCUUGAUACGUGGAAUGAGUCGAUUUUUUCGAAUAUAAAGAACAGACUCCAGGAUAGUGCAAUGAAGCUGGUGCAUGCUGAGAGAUUAGGGGAAGCUUUUGAUUCCCAGCUGGUCAUAGGAGUGCGAGAGUCCUAUGUUAAUCUUUGUUCUAAUCCUGAGGACAAGCUUCAGAUCUAUAGGGAUAAUUUUGAGAAGGCAUAUUUGGACUCAACAGAGAGAUUUUAUAGAACUCAGGCACCCUCAUAUUUACAGCAAAAUGGUGUACAGAAUUACAUGAAAUAUCUCAUGGAAUGCUGUGUGAACGCACUGGUGACCUCAUUUAAAGAGACUAUUUUAGCAGAAUGUCAAGGCAUGAUCAAGCGAAAUGAAACUGAAAAGUUACAUUUGAUGUUUUCACUGAUGGACAAAGUUCCUGGUGGGAUCGAGCCCAUGUUGAAGGAUCUGGAGGAGCACAUCAUAAGUGCUGGUCUAGCAGACAUGGUGGCAGCUGCUGAAACCAUCACCACUGACUCUGAGAAGUAUGUGGAACAAUUACUUACACUGUUCAAUAGAUUCAGUAAACUGGUCAAAGAAGCUUUUCAGGAUGAUCCUCGUUUCCUUACUGCAAGAGAUAAGGCGUAUAAAGCAGUUGUUAAUGAUGCUACCAUAUUUAAACUUGAAUUGCCUUUGAAGCAAAAAGGAGUGGGGUUGAAAACUCAGCCUGAGUCAAAGUGCCCUGAGUUGCUUGCUAAUUACUGUGACAUGUUAUUAAGGAAAACACCAUUAAGCAAAAAACUAACCUCUGAAGAGAUUGAAGCAAAGCUUAAAGAAGUGCUCUUGGUACUUAAAUAUGUACAAAACAAAGAUGUUUUUAUGAGGUAUCACAAAGCUCAUCUUACCCGACGUCUCAUAUUGGACAUCUCUGCUGAUAGCGAGAUUGAAGAAAACAUGGUGGAGUGGCUAAGAGAAGUUGGUAUGCCAGCAGAUUAUGUGAACAAACUUGCUAGAAUGUUUCAGGACAUAAAAGUAUCUGAAGACUUGAACCAAGCUUUUAAAGAAAUGCAUAAAAAUAAUAAGUUGGCAUUACCAGCUGAUUCAGUUAAUAUAAAGAUUUUGAAUGCUGGUGCUUGGUCUAGAAGCUCUGAGAAAGUCUUUGUCUCACUUCCUACUGAACUGGAGGAUUUGAUACCUGAAGUAGAAGAAUUUUACAAAAAAAAUCAUAGUGGUAGAAAAUUACAUUGGCACCAUCUCAUGUCAAAUGGAAUUAUAACAUUUAAAAACGAAGUAGGUCAGUACGAUUUGGAAGUAACCACGUUUCAGUUGGCUGUGUUGUUUGCAUGGAACCAAAGACCUAGAGAGAAAAUCAGCUUUGAGAAUCUAAAACUUGCAACGGAACUCCCUGAUGCUGAACUUAGAAGGACUUUAUGGUCUUUAGUAGCUUUUCCCAAGCUCAAACGGCAAGUUUUAUUGUAUGACCCUCAAGUCAAUUCACCCAAAGAUUUUACAGAAGGCACCCUCUUCUCAGUCAACCAGGACUUUAGUUUAAUAAAAAAUGCAAAAGUACAGAAAAGGGGAAAAAUCAAUUUGAUUGGACGCUUGCAGCUCACUACAGAACGGAUGAGAGAAGAAGAAAAUGAAGGAAUAGUUCAACUAAGAAUAUUAAGAACCCAGGAAGCCAUCAUACAAAUAAUGAAAAUGAGGAAGAAAAUUAGCAAUGCUCAGCUGCAGACUGAAUUAGUAGAAAUUUUGAAAAACAUGUUCUUACCACAGAAGAAAAUGAUAAAAGAGCAAAUCGAAUGGCUGAUCGAGCACAAGUACAUCAGGAGGGAUGAGGCCGACAUCAACACCUUCAUAUACAUGGCGUAGCUGAAUCCAGCCUGCCGCAGCUACACAUCUGGAGACCUGGGCAGAAGGUUGUCCCAGGCUGAGCUGGAGGAAGGUUUAUUUGGACUUUGAUUACAUAAAUAUUAAACUCUGCCUUACCUUACAAAGCGACUAUAUUUUGCCAGUCACAUUAGUCAGCAUGAUGGCAAUCCCUUCAUGUUGCACACUCUUUAACAGCAUGCUGUUUUGUGGAGAAAAUUGCAUUCAUGAAGAGCCCAUUAUGAACUUUCAAAGUCAAUUCAAUUUUUACCCACCCAGAGAAAUAACAUUUUGGAAGGGUGAGGGUGGGGUUCCUUUUGCUUCUUUUAUCCCCCUUUCCUCUUUAAAGGAAUAUACUUACACAAGGAAGGAUUUUCAGAUACUCAUGCACUGAGAAAUGCUGGGGUUUUUUGUUGGUUUGUUAUUUUUGGGUUUUUUUUUUUUUUUAAUGCAAUUAAAGCUAGAGGCAGCACUCAGCUUCUUUUGAUGCAGAGUGAAUUGUCAACACUGUUGGGCAAGGGCAGGCACACUUGAGAAGACAGUGUGCCAGUGUUGAGCUGUUUGUCAAACACUGCUUUCACUUUAGUGACUGGAUCUUAAUGGUAACGGAAACUGGUAUUAAAUAUUUCUACCUUACAAAUGCUGAUUUUCACUGAGCAGGAGAGUGCUGUUUAGUCAUUUGUUGUUAAACAUGAAGAUGUGGGAUUUUCUUUUUAGACUUUGUAUGGCUGGAGAGCUUGUUUUGAAAACAUGAAGUUUAUAGUCAAUGUUGUUUCAGUUAAAAAUUUAUGGGUUUAGGUACAUCACUGAUUACAGAAAUCAGAAUCCCGAAGUAAACAUGUUAAGUGUGUUACUAAUACACUUAAUACUUAUACACCUAAUAUUUACUAUACUGUACCUAAAUUUGUUGAAAACAAUGCAGAAAUAUUCUGAUACAGUACAGUGAGAGAAUUGCUUUCUUAACCUGUAGCAUAGAAUUAUUUGGUGAUUGAAAGUGUUGUGAUUAGGAAUUUACCACCUCAGUUUUCUGGAAAGACAUUCUCUAUUUAAAAGUAAUAAUUACCCGCCACUUAGCAGGAAGAAAGGUAAGAUUACGACCUGCAACCUGCAAAGCACUCAAGAGUUGCUAGUCCUAACGUGAGCAGUAACCUUGCCAAAUAUGUACAUAUAUAUUUAUAUAUUUUAAAAAUAAACAUUUUUAAAAUGUUUAGAGGGCAACACCUACCUUGCUCCUCUCGUUAAUCCAGAGCGGUGACUCAGGACCUCACAGACAGAGCAGUGGGAAGUUGGAAACUGAGGACUCAAGCAACUGAAGAGAAUUAUUCCCCAGCAGGAAAGAUGGCUCCCUGUGGAUUUUUACUCAUUGUGGUGCACGUUUCAAGUUUUCUUGCAAAUUUUAGAACUUUUGAUGUUAAGUAGUAUUUUGAAGUCUGGUUCUGAAGCUGACAGAACAUGGAGUGUUGAGAAGCAUACAGUAGAACACGAGUGUUGAAGCAUACAGUAGAACACGGAGUGUUGAAGCAUACAGUAUUACAUCACCACAGUGGGCUGUGGGUUCGCCUGCUGCUCAGCUUGGGAGCUCCUUGCUGGAAGGAAAUAAAGUAUAUGUUAGAUGUUUAAGGUUUUGAUAAUUAUAGUCGAAUAUCUGUUCUGAAACUCAUAGGAAGCUGGAGUGCAUGUGUGCUUCCCGUCUGCCCUGCAGCUCUGAGGUGAUGUGGAGCAGGAGUGAAGAGCAAACUCAGUGCUUGCUGCCGUACCGCGUGGAUGAUGGUACAUCCAGAUUCAGAGGGAUAGUUUUAUAACGACUGUGGCCCUUCUGUUUAAUAGCUUGGUGUUGGCAAAUUUUCCUCUCCCAAUACCAGAAUGCCAAAGGAAGAAACAAUCAAGGGAAAAAUUUUAGGCCAUUUCUUAAUGUUUAAGAUUUGUCAUUUUAAACCAUAAUUUUUCUUAGAACAUCUUUGAAAUUUCUAAUCGCUUUGGUCAUUUAAGAAUGAGAGCUGCGAUGUUUUGAUUUAUAAAGGCAAACUUAAUGCAAAGUGGGUAACACUAAAUCCAUAGCAAAGUUUUUUAUUAAAUUUUUAUAAAUUUUUUAAUAGUUAAUUAUGUCCUAAUUGUAUUUUGGGGAAUGAGCAGCAGUAAAUACCACAGACUUAACAGUUUUCAUCCUUUUUUUAAAGUAUAUAUAUACAAAAGUGUAACUACGUUUUGGUGUUUAUCAAAACUAUUUAGUUGACAAGGUGCCUAUACCAUUGUUGAGAUUUUCUUUAAAUGUUUUAUGAAUAGAUUUGAAAAUUUUAAAAAAUCCUGAAACAGAUCUUACACAGCAAGAGUUUUCUGAAGGUCCAGAACCACUGACACAGUGUUCCCUAUCUGAUCUCUCUUCCCUGCAGACUUUAUAUUCUUGCUAUCUGAGCAGGGCCAAACACGUCACAGGUGAGGGGAGGGAAAGCCCAGCUUCCCACUCAACACCAGAGAGGCAUUUUUAAAUGAAUGAUGUGGCUUGCUCAGAGGUUUGAGUACUUCUCUCUAUCUUAGGUGGCACUGUCUGUAAAUGCUAACCUGUCACCAUCUCACAGCCAUAGUAAGGAGACGGAACAAAUUCGCCCAGUGGAAAGGAUAGACUCAUCGAUGUGUACAGUUAGACAAACAUGAGGCCCUCAUUCUAAUAAUUUUAUAAGAAUCUUCAACUAAAUUCUGAAGUCUCCCAAUUUUUGCAGUUAUUGGAGGAGAUCCCUGAGUUUACCAGCCUGUUCAUUGAAAGCUCUUACUCUGUGCACAAAUAUUAAAGUCACCAAAAAAGUGAACUGUUAAUCAUUCUUAUUUUUUAAACUCCAUUAGAUUGACUGGUAUCAUUAGCUCUGCUGCAAGGGCACAUUUUUCAAUUCAAUCUGGUGAUAUAUUUGCUAAGUCUACAGAAAGUUUGCUGUCAUAAACUCAAGCUGGCUCUUCUGUCUUUGUGUGAAUGACUGGGAUGCUGCCACAAGUUUUCCCAAGGUCACAGUUAUGAGAGAAACAUUGUUUGAGAGCGUUCCUGUCAUCUACACUAUGUGUGGUCUGGAGUUCCUGAGGUGUAGUCUCUCGUCCUGACCUGUACAGUUUUGAAUGUGCACCACUCCAUACUGAGAUGACACUGUACAGUUUUCCAUGGUAGCAGUUUCUGUAUGCAGUAGGCUGAAAUAUUUUGAUGAACUGCUUAAUUUUUGGAUUUUAUUUUUUAAGUUGUAUAAUUUAUUUUCUUGCAAAAUAAAAGUGUAAUAUAAAACA